CAUGUCCUGCCCGGAGAAGUGCCAGACGUGCGAGCCCUGCCAGCCCUGCCGGCCCUGCCAGCCCUGCGGCCCGACCCCGCUGGCCAACAGCUGCAAUGAGUGCUGUGUCAGGCAGUGCCAGAGCUCCACCGUCGUCAUCGAGCCCUCCCCGGUGGUGGUGACCCUGCCCGGCCCCAUCCUCAGCUCCUUCCCUCAGAACACCGUUGUGGGCUCCUCCACCUCCGCCGCCGUUGGCAGCAUCCUCAGCUCCGAGGGAGUGCCCAUCAACUCCGGGGGCUUCGACCUCUCCUGCAUCACCAACCGCUACUGCGGCUCCAGGUGCAGACCCUGCUAAAGCCGCCGCUGACAGCCCAGCCAAGGAGCCCCGCGAACCCAGCAGAUGACGCCAGA
Pezoporus flaviventris is the source of this 390-nucleotide messenger RNA. Its product is annotated as feather keratin Cos1-2-like. The record is from RefSeq and is a predicted model, not a curated record. Gene Ontology annotation, cellular component: intermediate filament. Bases 2 to 334 code for a protein of 110 amino acids. Gene Ontology annotation, molecular function: structural constituent of cytoskeleton. Lineage: Eukaryota; Metazoa; Chordata; Aves; Psittaciformes; Psittacidae. The transcript has a single exon.